AGACUCUGCCAGAAGAUGCUCUCAAGAUAACAUCUGCAGAGGAGAGAAACACAAUUCCUGCUUUUCCUCUUCGGACUUCAGCUCUGGUCUUGAGUUGGAAGACUAUAUCUCUGUAGGUGACACUUCUGGAGCAGAGGAGGAUACAGACUCAGCUAUCUUGUACGGAACUUUGCAAGGAAGUGUUGUUGGAUUACAAUACUACACAGGGAUUGUUAAUAACAAUGAAAUGGUUGCACUUCAGAGGGAGCCCAAUAAUCCUUACGAAAAUGCAGUGCAGGUCACUAACGUGAACGGAGGCCAGGUGGGCCACAUCAAGAGGCAGCCGGCGGCGGCACUGGCAGGCGUCAUGGACAGCAGACUCGCCGCAGUCGAAGGGGUUGUCCCUUAUGGAGCAAAAAAUGCCUUCACCAUGCCUGUGCAAAUGAGCUUUUGGGGAAGAGAAGAAAACAAAGAAGCAGUGCUAAAUCAGCUGAGAAGGCAUGGAUUUAAAUUAGCUCCUCCUCUGAAAGGUUCAGAAGGUGGUUUUGGAUCCAAGUGGAUUUGUAAGAGAGCUGCUCCGAGUUACAGCGCUCCGGUUCAUGCCGCUGUGCAACUGACGACUGAACAGCUUAAGAGUGAAUUUGACAGACUGUUUGAGGAUCUGAAGGAAGAUGAUAAAACCCGUGAAAUGGAAGCAGCAGAGGCUGUUGGCACACUUUUGCUUCCCCAUCAGAAGCAAGCUUUGGCUUGGAUGGUUUCACGUGAGAACGGUAAUAAUUUGCCACCAUUUUGGGAAGAGAGAAGUAACUUCUAUUAUAAUACACUGACAAAUUUUGCAGAAAAGAAACGACCUAAAAAUGUUCUUGGAGGAAUAUUGGCUGAUGAUAUGGGACUGGGUAAACCACUUAGUACUAUUGCAUUGAUUCUCACAAAUUUUCAAGAUAGUAAGCCCCUUCCUGUUGAAAAGAUCACAAGUGGCAAGUUUUAUGAGGUGACUUCUAUUUCCUCAAGUACCACUAGUGUUCAGUCAGUUGGGAAGAAAUAUUCUGAUGAUGGCCCCAGAGCAACACUGAUUGUAUGUCCACUGUCUGUCCUAAGCAACUGGAUUGACCAGUUUGAACAACAUAUCCACUAAGAUUUUAAUGUGAAUAUUUAUGUUUAUUAUAGUUCUUACCGUAACAAAGACACAUCAGUUCUUUCAGAACAAGACAUUGUAUUGACAACGUACAACAUCUUAGCCACUGAUUAUGGAGUCAGAGGUGAUAGCCCUUUACACAAAGUCAGGUGGCUGAGGGUUGUGUUGGAUGAGGGGCACACUAUACGAAAUCCCAAUGCUCAUCAAACUAAAGCUGCCUUAAAUCUGGAGGCACACAGAAGAUGGGUGCUUACAGGCACCCCUAUUCAGAAUUCUGUAAAGGAUUUGUGAUCUCAUUUCUUAAAACUGAAGCCUUUUAUUGACCAAGAGUGGUGGCACAGAACAAUUCAACGUCCAGUCACAAUGGGAGCUCCAGGAGGACUUGGUCGUUUACAGUGUCUGAUUAGGGGUAUUGCCCUUAGAAGAACUGAAACGAGUCAAGUUAAAGGAAAACCCAUUUUGGAGUUACCAGAACGUAAGGACUUAAUUCAGCAUGUUGCACUUACAGAGGAAGAGAGACAAAUCUACCAGUCUGUGAAGAAGGAGGGCAAAGCUGCUAUUGGCAGGUUUUGUAAGCCAUGUAUUUUCGAAGUCGUCAGAAAUGAACAACCAAAUGCCAGAUGCCCUCUCUGUAGGAAUGAGCUUGGAGUAGAGCACUUGGUAGAAUGUCCCCUAGAAGAAGAAAUAGACUCCAGUAAUGGAAAGAAGCCUGAUCAGGAGUGGAUAUCUAGUUCAAAGAUAAAUGCUCUUAUGCAUGGUUUGACAGAACUACGGAGGGAUAAUCCAACUGCUAAGUGUCUGGUGGUUUCGCAGUUCACAGCUUUCCUGUCACUGAUAGAAAAUCCCCUGAAAGAAUCGCGGUUUGCCCUUACUCGUUUGGAUGGGUCAAUGGCACGGAAGAAAAGAGUGGAAGCAAUUCGGUGUUUCCAAAGCAACCAAGCAGGGUCCCCAGCUGUAAUGCUUUUGUCUCUGAAAGCGGGUGGAGUUGGAUUGAAUCUGACAGCAGCUUCCCGAGUGUUUUUAAUGGAUCCUGUGUGGAAUCCUGCUGCAGUAGACCAGUGCUUCGACAGGUGUCACAGGCUGGGUCAGAAGCAUAAUGUUGUUACUACCAAGUUCAUUGUGAAGGAUUCAGUGGAAGAAAAUAUCCUGAAAAUUCAGAGGAAGAAGAGGGAACUUGCAGCAGGAGCGUUUACUACCAAAAAGCCCUCAGCAAGUGAAGUAAAACAAAACAAAAUUAAUGAAAUUAAGGCUUUGAUUGAUUUACAGCCUGAUCCUAUGGCAUUUUGA
Acanthisitta chloris (rifleman) is the source of this 2401-nucleotide messenger RNA. RefSeq names its product helicase-like transcription factor (gene HLTF). Gene Ontology annotation, molecular function: ATP binding; zinc ion binding; hydrolase activity, acting on acid anhydrides, in phosphorus-containing anhydrides. The record is from RefSeq and is a predicted model, not a curated record. Lineage: Eukaryota; Metazoa; Chordata; Aves; Passeriformes; Acanthisittidae.